Drosophila ananassae is the source of this 2127-nucleotide messenger RNA. RefSeq names its product protein pelota (gene pelo). Gene Ontology annotation, biological process: nuclear-transcribed mRNA catabolic process, no-go decay; ribosome disassembly; RNA surveillance. Gene Ontology annotation, cellular component: cytoplasm. The transcript has 5 exons. The coding region runs from base 315 to 1499 and encodes 394 amino acids. The record is from RefSeq and is a predicted model, not a curated record. Lineage: Eukaryota; Metazoa; Arthropoda; Insecta; Diptera; Drosophilidae.
GAGCUGAUAAAACAUACAUUUAAUAUUAUUUGUGCAACUUUUCAUUCAUUUUUCGGUGGUAGAAAUCUCAUUUGGCUUGAAAACCUCCAGGCGGUCCGCUCUUCCAUCCGUGUGAAUGUCACUUGUCUGCGGCAAUUGCACGAUUCCACAAAUUUGGAAACUGUCCGACCCGUAACCCCCAAUGACAACGAUGCCUCGCAGCCCCAGUUUAAGAAGGCAAUCUCUGGGUGGGCGUAAGUGACAAGCGGCAAUCGAAGCACUCGGUUCAGCAGCAAUCAAAUCAAAAUCCAAAUCCUGACCAGCAAGUCGACAGGAUGAAGCUGCUGGGCAAAUACGUGGACAAGGGCAUGCAGGGCAAUGUGACCCUGAUGCCAGAGGAGUCAGAGGACAUGUGGCAUGCUUAUAAUCUGAUCUCUGAGGGCGACAGCGUGCGCAGCACCACCAUUCGCAAGGUGCAGAACGAGACGGCUACCGGCUCCUCCACCAGCAAUCGGGUGCGAACCACUCUGACCAUCGCCGUGGAGAGCAUCGACUUCGACACCCAGGCAUGUGUGCUCCGGCUGAAGGGCCGCAACAUAGAGGAGAACCAGUACGUCAAGAUGGGGGCUUACCACACGCUGGACCUCGAGCUCAACCGUAAGUUUGAGCUGCGCAAGCCAGAAUGGGACACCAUCGCCCUGGAGCGUAUCGAAAUGGCAUGCGAUCCCACCCACUCUGCGGACGUGGCGGCUGUGGUGAUGCAGGAGGGACUGGCCCAUGUCUGCCUGAUCACGGCGAGCAUGACCCUAGUGCGCAGCAAGAUCGAGGUAUCCAUUCCUCGAAAGCGCAAGGGCAGUGUCCAGCAGCACGAAAAGGGUCUGGCGAAGUUCUACGAACAGGUGAUGCAGAGUAUCCUGCGGCAUGUCAACUUCGAUGUGGUGAAGUGCGUGCUGAUAGCUUCUCCGGGAUUCGUGAGGGACCAGUUCUACGACUACAUGUUCCAGCAGGCUGUCAAGAUGGACUACAAGCUGCUUCUGGACAACAAGAGCAAGUUCAUGCUGGUGCACGCCUCCUCAGGAUUCAAGCACUCGCUGAAGGAGGUCCUGCAAGAUCCGGCUGUGGUGUCCAAGAUGUCCGACACGAAGGCCGCCGGCGAGGUCAAGGCCCUGGAAGUCUUCUACAUGAUGCUCCAGUGUGAGCCCGCCAAAGCCUUCUACGGCAAGAAGCACGUCCUCCGCGCCUCCGAGUCGCAAGCCAUCGAAACGCUGCUCAUAUCGGACAACCUCUUUAGAUGCCAGGACGUCAACCUCAGGAAGGAGUACGUGAAUCUGGUCGAAUCGGUUCGAGAUGCUGGCGGCGAGGUGAAGAUCUUCUCGAGCAUGCACAUCUCCGGAGAACAACUUGCUCAACUGACUGGCAUUGCGGCCAUCCUGCGCUUCCCGAUGCCCGAGCUGGAGGACAGCGACGACGACGAGGACGAGGAUGGCGCGGCGGGCGGAGGCGAUAGCGAUAGCGACUAGAUUGAAAUUAUAGGAUGUAAUACGGAUGAAAUCUUGGCAUUUGUUAACGGAAAUGAUUGACUUAGGACCCAUAUACAAGUAGACUAAUAGGAACCACGACAGACUUGGACAGCGUCAGGGCAUAUACAUUUUACGUAGAACUAAUUCGAUACGAUAUACACAAGCAUUAUUUAAGUUAGUCUGUGGCUGGGUCUAGCUGCUUUUAGUCACAGUCCCACCAAGUUCUGGGCCGCACAGCCAGCCACUGAAAAUAUUACGAUCGUGUUCAACCGAGUGGCCACAAUUUUGAUAGCCUUAAAAUGAUAAUUGAUUUACACCCGAAGCUACUUUUCGAUCGCUGUUGACAGCAGAGCUAGAAGUAGUAGCUUAUUUUAUACAAAUUUAAUCCUUCUUAGUCCUCUUAUUAUUCAAAAGCUUUUCUUUUUCGGUUGAGUGCAAAAUAAAAACUAUACACACGCAACUAAUUAGUGUUCUCUCUAAUAUUUUAAACCAGAAAGAGUAAAGAACCUCAUAGUCUUAACACUUUUUGUUAAAUGCAAUCCCUAGCCACGUUACAAAUGAUUUGAAAAUAUCUAAAUGUCUUAAUUAUGUAAAAUAUAUAAUAAAUUUCCAAAAGUGCUGAACAAUA